GCUCCUUUUCGGGCAUUGGCUUUCUAGGUAUAUGAGAAAGAGAUCUCUUGGCCCUCUACACUACUGUACGGUUAAUCUGUGUACACGUGCACCUCGGUGGUGGUGGACGGUGGACCAGCAUUGACCGAGUUGAGGAAUUGGCCGCAUAAUGGCGGCUAGCUUCGGCAGCUACCCCAGGCCAUUCAUCGCGGAAUUGGGGAGUGGACGGGUGAACUUGCUUGUGCGAUGACGGCAAGCGGGCAGCGUGGAAUCAGCGGUGCAACGAUCAAAAACAGUGCGCUCCGCACUUAUAAGAAUGGACUCCUCAAAGGUGUCUCUUGGGGCUCUCUUUCCCUUGCAUCCGAUUCCCCUGUGGCCCUCCAAUUCCCACCACCCUUGCACCGCGCCUUCUGGCCGAGAGCUGUUGCCUUGCUCUAGAACUACUUACUGCAACAAUAACCAUGCCCGUGAGCAACUUUGACUUUCCAGAGAAAUACCAAUAUCAGAAUGGCUUCGGUUCCUACCUGGAAUCCGAAGCAGUCCCCAACGCGCUCCCCGUCGGCCAGAACUCCCCGCAGAAGCCGCCUCUAGGCCUAUACGCCGAGAAGCUCUCCGGUACCGCCUUCACCGCACCGCGCCACGAGAACAAGCAGACCUGGCUGUACCGCGUCUUGCCGUCAUGCGCCCACCCGCCGUUUGAGCCGUGCCCUCCGAGCGGCAACGAAUCCGUUGCCGACGAACCGCGGGCGCUGAAAAGGCUUCACUACAUCCCCAACCAGCUGCGCUGGGACCCCUUCGACCACGCCACCGCCAGCAGUACCGGCGGCAGCACAGAAGCCGACCAGCAGCAGAACCUCCCUGAUUUCGUCCAGGGUCUGCACCUGCUCGCCGGGGCAGGCGACCCAACGCUCAAACAGGGGCUGGGGAUCUACGUGUACGCGGCGGGGCGGUCCAUGGACGCCAACGAGGCCUACUACUCGGCCGACGGCGAGCUGCUGAUCGUGCCGCAGGAGGGCGUCCUCGACAUCCGCACCGAGCUCGGCUGGCUGCUCGUCCGCCCCAUGGAGAUCUGCGUCAUCCCCCGCGGCGUGCGCUACCAGGUGCGUCUGCCCGACGGCAGCGGCCCGGCGCGGGGCUACGCCCUUGAGCUCUUCCAAGGCCGCUUCACCCUCCCCGAGCUGGGGCCCAUCGGGUCCAACGGGCUGGCCAACGCGAGGGAUUUUCAGGCGCCCGUGGCCAGCUUUGAAAAUGCCGCCGGCGCGUGGGGAGAGACGGCCGGCGAUGCCGAACGGGGCGGGGAGUAUGUGGUCAAGGCCAAGUUUGGCGGGAAGCUGUUUCGCACCGUCCAGAGGCAUACCCCGUUUGAUGUUGUCGCGUGGCACGGGAACUACUACCCGUAUAAGUACGACCUGGGCCGGUUCAACACGAUCGGGACCGUCUCGUUUGACCACCCGGACCCGAGCAUCUUCACGGUGCUCUCGGCGCCCUCGGACCACCCCGGCACGGCCAUCGCCGAUUUUGUCAUCUUCCCGCCCAGAUGGCUCGUCGGCGAGGAUACCUUCCGCCCGCCGUGGUACCACCGGAACACAAUGAGCGAGUUCAUGGGCCUGAUCAGGGGCGGCUAUGACGCCAAGAAGGGCGGCAAGGGCGGCUUCGUCCCUGGGGGCGCGAGCCUGCAUAAUGUCAUGAGCGGGCACGGGCCGGAUGUCGACAGCUACGAAGCCGCGAGGAAUGCUGAGCUGAAGCCGGCCAAGGUUGGGGAGGGCAGCUGUGCUUUCAUGUUUGAGAGUUGUCUGAUGGUUGGCGUCACCGACUGGGGGUUGAAGACGUGCCAGAAGGUGCAGGAGGAGUACAACCGGCACAGCUGGGGCGGGGUGAAGGUGCAUUGGAAGGGGGCUGGGGUUCAUUAGGUGUUACCGAGAGAGAAAUUCGGAAUCAUCAUCGGAUGAUGGCAGGGGUGGCUAAUGGCGUAUUUGCAGAGUAACGAGUGUUUCUGGCCCUGGCACGGAGGAACUUUGAGGCGUACUUCUGGCGAACAAGCAGAAGAUGGGUAAAAAAGUUAGUUCUCAUGACUCGCAGAUCCGGUCAUGAUAUGAGAGCCGUAGGCAGAGGUCCUGCUUUUGGGCGGGAGAGCAUAACCAUGAUGCCCGAAUGCAGACUCUAGCAAGCAACUGCAGCAAGCGGUGGCGUUAGCUGUAUGCGGAUAGUAAUUGUACCACAUUUAUCACCCG
Molecule: messenger RNA, 2210 nt
Organism: Canariomyces notabilis
Lineage: Eukaryota; Fungi; Ascomycota; Sordariomycetes; Sordariales; Chaetomiaceae
Product: Homogentisate 1,2-dioxygenase
Exons: 2
Coding region: 441-1889 (482 amino acids)
Biological process (GO): L-phenylalanine catabolic process
Cellular component (GO): cytoplasm
Molecular function (GO): homogentisate 1,2-dioxygenase activity
Source: RefSeq, a predicted model, not a curated record